Tigriopus californicus is the source of this 5354-nucleotide messenger RNA. RefSeq lists its product as uncharacterized. The coding region runs from base 459 to 5048 and encodes 1529 amino acids. Lineage: Eukaryota; Metazoa; Arthropoda; Copepoda; Harpacticoida; Harpacticidae. The transcript has 3 exons. The record is from RefSeq and is a predicted model, not a curated record.
AUCCCGAAGUUUGCAAGUUGCUCACGAAAAGCACAACAUGAGUCAAACUAGUAGCCAAGGGGAAAACCAGCUGAUUGCACGGUGUUUCUGAUUCUCUGCCGAUGUCUGAGCCAUAACCAGUUUCCUUGCAGUGCUUCCGAUGUUUGUUACGUUCAUUGUGCCAUAGGUGUGCCCUGAGGAUCGGAUCAACGAGAUAGAGGGAGGAGAGAGAGAGAGAGAGGGCCAACAAGCACCCUGUCACGAGAGACUCCUCCACUCCACAUAAAAAUAAGAAUAAUAAAACAGUGCGCAAGAAAAGAACCUGAAUCGAAAAAUGGUGGUGGUGCUAAAAGUGGGAAUAUGUGAAAUCUGAUGCUUGUCAACCUUCAACGGCUGGCGGGAGAAUCGAGGGGUAAAAAGUGAAGACGAGGAUGAGUACCACUUGACAAACUGUCUGCCUAAGGUAAUUAUUUGCCAAGAUGUCUUCCACCGGUGGUCAGCAGCACUUGUAUCCGGAGUACGAUCCCAGGCGGAUGUUCCCUUUUGGAUUGUCUCCAAUCCCGGAAGUACCAAGUGAAUUGGCCAGUGAGAACUCGUCCAUAUGCCCAAGUCCAAGCCCCUCGGAGGGCUAUGAAGAAGAGUCCGAUACCGAGGUCGAGAGUGUCCGUUCUGCCAUUCUUUAUUCAGGAUCUUGCUCAUCUGUAAAAAGUAAUAAUACAUUGGCAGCUGAAGACGAUGACACCGAGAGCGACUCCAUAUCCGAGGAUGAAGAUGAUGACUCGUCCACUUCCUUCGAGGAUGGUGAAGAAGAAGAAGAAGAAGAAGACGAUGAAGACGAUGAAGACCAUGAGGAAGGUGAGGAAGACGAUGAAGAGGAAGAAAAUGAGGAUAGCGACUUUGAUGAGUUUGACGAUCUAGUUGAGGAUCACAACGAGCCCCAUACAAUGGAAGAGCAAGAAGGAACGCCCGAAUCCAAAGGCGCCUCGGAAUAUGACGAGGCCACCAAGGCCAUCCUGGAUGCUGCCACUCAAUUUGAGUCCAAGACUGGAGCUGAUACAGCCUCAGAAAUAUUUAGACAUCUCCAAGCCACUAAAGAUAAAGAGGAAGUAACCACGGAAUUGGCCAAGAUCUUGAGCGUUCUGGAGACCACGUUGAAGCACAAAGACGAUAAAAUCGAAUCUAGCGAUUCCGAAGAUUUGCACGAGGGAACGGUCGUUCAUAAACCGCCUAAACACCCUGGAACCAACACAAGAGGGAAAAAGAGUCAGAGUCUACAUCAAAAGACUGGAAAAUCUGGGAAAGAAGAGAUGGGAAUUCUUAGCAAAAUUUUAGUCACAUUACUGUGUUCAUGCAAAUCCCCAGCUGCCGCGGGAGAGCUCAAGCGUCUCAUCAACCAAUUUCGUGAAGCUGCCCGAGAAGCCUCUGACGAGGUAGCUGAAGAGCUCAUAUGCCAGGUUUCACAGCAUAUUAAAGGUAAACGAUCUCUCCGGAAGCGAAAGAAUAGUGGCAGCUCAAACCAUUCAAGUGAUUCGCAGACCAAUACUCUGACCCCAAACAACACGGAUGGAAAAUCCAGUGAGGAUGAAGGGUCUAUAACCAAGCAUACCUUGGAAGGUGUGUCACAAGCAGCCUCGGAGGCUAGUGUAACAGUCACCAUUAGCCUUGCAACAACAGCUGCUCAAGCAGAGGAACCAAAUCCCAACACCAAAGUUGAUCCUGACAAGGAUGCCACGCAUGCCGAUGGGGAUUGGGAAUGGGAAUGGGAUGAGAACGGCGAGGAAGAUAAUGGGGACGAGGACGAAGAGGAGAGAGGUGAUGAAUAUGACGGGGAGGGAGAUCUGGCAUUCAUGGAAUCUCCCAAAACUAAACGUCAGACUCACAUGAACCGGAAUGAUUCGGCCAGCAGUGACUCGACAAAGGACACGAUUACCUCUGACGGGAAAUCUGAGACUAGACGGUUGUUGAGUGACAUGGAAUGUGGAGCUUACAAUAGCGACAGUUUUAACUCCCCCGGGCACAGUGGGUUAAGUGAUUUCUGUACAGAGCAAUGCCACACGAGUCCAUGUGGUGAGCACUUGAGCGAUAACAACAAUGAAGAUUGGUCCACGGACGACAAUAUGGACAAAGACAAAUCCUCCUUGAAUAAGAAGAUGGUCGCCAAAGACGUUCAAGAGACUGUUGAAGAGCACCUAUUUGGGCACCUGGAAGAGACUUUCAAAGUUCUCCAUGGCGCGUACCAUAUCAUCACCGGCUCUCAAGGUGACAGGAGCGACUCGUCCGAGUGCAAAGACCAACUUAUGGAUUCUGCACCAAAGGGUAAAUCUGUGGAAGAAACGGACGACAAUGUGAAGGCAGCCACCUUUGAAGACGUUCUGUCAGAGGUCUCCCAAAGUUGUUCACAAUUGGAGGAUGAAAUUCGCAAAAGCUCGACUCCCAAAUCUGAAACUGGAUCAAAAUUAAUUCUGGAGAAUAAAUCUCACAACCACGAUCAGCAGGGCCAUUCUCGGCCAGGCUCUCAAGCUGCCAAUAAGCGCCCAUCGUCAGCCUCGGGCAGUCGUGCGCCGUCCCGACUCAGAGCACUGUCCAGGCAAUCUAUUCCCAAUGGAGAGGAUGGUGAAGAUUGGGGAGAUGAGGACGACUGGGAGUACUACUACGAUGAUGACGAGGAGGAGGACGACGACGACGACGACGAGGAAGGAGAGGAAGAAAAAGAAGAAGAAGAAGAGGAAGUGGAAGAGCUUCUCACAAGGACCGAAAACGAAAAUCCGAGCCUAUCAACCAAGUCGUCAAACUCAAACACAAAUCCUACCACUCCCAAUGGACCAAAUCAAGCGCAUCAAAAGGCCAUCGAGCAACAACCCACCCAAUCACGAUUAUCACCACAACCCCCACCGCCCAUUUCCAAGCAACCUGAAGUUCAUCAAUCUUGCGGCGAAAUUGAAAACAAAGAACCCAAUGAGUCCAUUGCGACAGCAGAUGAAGGAAGUAACGCCAAUAAAGAAGAUGCAACCAGACCCGUGUCUCGAUCCAAACGACUUGUCCACUCACGGCCUAAUUCUAGAUCAGGAUCCCGGCCUGUUUCCAGGGCCUCCAGGCUCGGUCGACGCACUCCAUUACAAGACAUCGGAGAAGAUGGACAGGAUGAAGAGGAUGGUUGGGAGUGGGAGUAUUACGAUGAAGAAGAGGAGGAGCUUCAAAGGCUAUCCCCAAGCAUGGCCACUGCGGCUACCACCAGGGCCACAAGUCCCUUCCCAGGGUCCAUUGAUGCGUCCGAAAACCAAAAUGGUUUUAAACGGGGAAUGCAGGCGCCCCCACAAAUGACAUGUAAGACCCCCAUUCAGGAACAAAGGAUGGUGGCGUGUCGCGGUCCCAUGCCAAUGCCUAAAGCUAAUGAUAUCACAAUAUGUGAGAAGUCUUUCCCGGUCAGUGUGGAAGUAAGACACCACACGUCUAUCAAACGUGUAGAAACAAUCGACCUCAUGAUGUGUCCAAUGACGCCAAUAGCCGAUGCCUCGCUAACCUUGGCGGCAGAGUACUUGGGCCAAGAAAAGGCCCAAGUGGUGGCCUCCUUGCCAAGCAAUUACAUCCCGGAAGAGCAACUCUUACUGAGGCAAGGCAAACAAGCCACCAAGAUCAAGAAACCCAAGGAGAAAGAGGCCGAACAUCAGCCCAACGACUACUGUGAGAGAAGGAAGCACAAAAAGAAGAAAAAGAAACGGAAACGGAAGGACAGUGAGACCAACAAAGCGGGGGAGAAGGAAGGGGAUGGCAAAUUUCUACCCAAGCUUGGGGUUAAGGCGUUGAUUUCGCUUCUGGAGCCAAAGCUAUUCCAAGACGAGGAAGGGGGGGCCAAGAUGGUCUUGUCAGAAACCGGAGCAAAAUGCAUGAUAUCGGCCAAGAAGCGGAGUAAAAAGUGCGCCGAGCCUGUUCAAAUUGAGCCCGAGCUUGUACCUGAGGAAAAAAGCAAAGAGCAAACGGAAAAGCGAAAGUCAGUUAAAGAGAUGGUCAAGCUAAUGUCAACGGCCCCUAUUCCAGACCCCAUGGAUGCAAAGCAAGUGGGGAAAGUGUUGCCCAAGAUCCCACCAAUUCCUCCUCCUAAGCCCCCUCCCCCUCCCUCUAUAAUCAAGCAUCUAGUCGACACCAAUCAAGUAGAGCUUGUACACGCAGGUGUCUCUACCUUGGUGAACAUGAGACCCAAAAAGAUCGAACCCAUUGAGCAAGCCCAGGUAAGGUUGAGCCCAAAAGGGUCGAUUGAUUCCGAGGCCUAUGGAACUGGCUCGUCGUCCUCCUCCACCAGCCCCGUGUCAAGCGUCCAAGAGAUUCUCGGAACCAUCCGAAAAGAUUCCAAAGACGAAAAAAAGCCCAAUCGCCAUUCUCGUCUCUUCCGACUUCUCCAAGACUCGGAUUGCACGGACUCGGAUAGUAGUAGUAGUGAAUGCAAGUCGGCCGAUUUGAGUCGAAUCUCCCUGAAGGGUGUAGGUGACCUGGUUUCCAAGGAGUCUGAUAUGGACUCACUGUGUUCCGUCGAGAGAAAGCACAGCUUUAAGAGUAUCCACAGUAGUGGCAAGGAGAGUGAUGCUGAUUCAGCAGUGGCCGGACCACCACUUGCCGAUAAAAAGAUGAGUCCCGGAUCCCUGAGAAAGCGCUUCAUGAACCUUAAUAUCCAAAGCCGAUAUGACUUCCCCAAUUCCCCCAGUGAGAUGUCCACCCCCACCUCUCCCACAUAUCAGAUUCGACCUCUAAAGAGUGCGAUUUCCACCCCAACCCGGGUGUGGAACUACCUCCAUGAAGAGUUUGACUCUGCCACUCCGAACAGUGCCCUCGUUUCGGAUGACUCCUCGUACCAAAGUGAGAGCUUGAGGAGUCUGGACUCUCCAAAUAGACAAGGGCACAAAUCUGUGGACGACAGACGAAGUCGGAGUCGCUCGCAAGUGACAUCGCCCAAAACGAAUCUCUAUCAAACUCUCCGGAACUCGCCCAAGUUCGAGAUGGAACUCCAAGAGCUUGCACACUUACCCUCGGCCCCCACAUUCAGUCUCCGAGGAUACUCCAGAUAUCCACCUCAAUGAUUAUGAUUUUGGUCCCACAUCCUGAACCUUUAUGUGCUGUGAUAGAUACACUUGGAUGUCUUGAUCAUAUCACUUCUUUUCCUAAAACUGCAAGUUUUGAUAAAAACCACGUUUUUGUAUAAGUCAUGCCAACGUCAAUUUGGGAUAAGAACGGUUUCUACCCAUAUCGAGGAAAUGGCUUGUAAAUACCAAAUACAUCCCAAUUGAUGUUAUUUUUUUGACCAUGUUUCUAGCCCAUCAAGUAAAAACGCGAAUCUAAUGAAAACGACUGUUUUUUUGACAAUAAAUGAUAUCGUACUAUUAGAA